AUGGCGAUCGAUUUGGGGUCUGAUUCGAUGAAGAUCGCAGUUGUGUUGCCAAAGGUUCCCAUGGAAGUCGCUCUCGAUGGGCGUGCUCAGCGGAAAACACCGGUAGCCGUGGGAUUCAGGGAUGGUGAACGACUAUUCGGCGCAGAUGCCAUAAAUGUGGCAUCUAUGCGUCCAGCCUACGUGUACCAAAGUAUUUCCUCCAUAAUCGGAAAGCAUAUAGACCACCCGACAGUACAGCUUUAUCGACAGCGAUAUCCUUAUCACAAUCUAACGUAUGACGAGCUCACUGGUCAGUUGAUAUUCCACCAUCCGGAGGGAAUGUCCUUCACGGUUGAGGAGCUCUUGGCAAUGCUUCUUGAAUAUGCUCGUGAUAUCGCAGAAAGCCACUCAGAAGCGACGAUCAAAACUUGCGUUUUGACCGUUCCUAGCUUUUACGGUCUGAAUGAACGUGAGAGCCUAAUUCGCGCAGUCCGCAUUGCGGGGUUAGAGCUUCAACAACUAAUUAAUGUGAACACGGCAGUGGCUCUCGAUUUCGGUAUUUCCCGACGCAAAUCGUUCAAUGAAUCGUCGCAGUUUUUCAUGUUUUUUGAUGUGGGCUACACCAGUACCACCGCCACAGUCGUCUCCUAUCACGUGGGGAAGCAUCAUCAAGGUGGAGUAUCUGCACAAGAUCCUAUUCUGACCAUUUUGGGUGUGGGAUCUGCCCCCAAUCUGGGAACCUCCUCGUUGAUCUACCGUAUAAGAGAUUACUUUGCCGAAUCUUUCAGCGAAUCAACUGCGAUUCCUUUGUCUAUCGUACGGGAGAACGCCCGAGUUAUGUCUCGCAUUUCCAGGGAGGCUGUUCGCGUAUUGAACGUUCUGAGCGCAAAUACCGAGGCAGAUGCACAGAUUGAACAACUGUUGAACGAGAAAGACUUCCGGUUGCAUAUCACUCGGGAGCAGAUGGAAACGCUUUGCAAGAUGGAAUUCGAUGCUUUUGCCAAACCGUUCUCUGAUGCUUUGACAGGAUCGGGUGUUGAUCUCUCAGUGAUCCAGGAUAUCGUUUUGAUGGGUGGUGGUACUCGUAUUCCUAAAGUGCAAGAAAUUCUCAUGAGUUUAGGUAAACGGUACGGUUCGUUUGCUUCGUGCUACUUCAUGUGCUUUUGA
Echinostoma caproni is the source of this 1146-nucleotide messenger RNA. The record is from the annotation of a GenBank genome assembly. NCBI's taxonomy places the organism in Eukaryota, Metazoa, Platyhelminthes, Trematoda, Plagiorchiida, Echinostomatidae.